AUGGUGGCAGUGGAGAAGAGUGAUGUGAAGAUUUGUUGUGACGUUGCGAAUGAAACCAAAAUUAUGAACACACUCAUCAAGCUAACUCUUACCGUCACAACAAAUCUUCACAUCACUCUUCUCCACUGCCACCAUACCGUCACCGUCAAAACAAUUACUAUCCUCAAAACAGACAAAGACCCCCCACUCACUUCCAAAAUAAUUAUGACAGACUACACUCUUCACCGAAUAGAUACAGAGUAUCACACAACUACAAGACAUCUAACCAUCACACCAAAAAGUAUCACAAAUCACCAGACUAUCAAAAUUUCCCUCACCGCACUACCACAAAUAAGCCCAGUUACACUCAAUCCACAACACCUACACCAAGACCCCAAAGACCUAGAUUUGGCCACAAACAUCCAGAUGCUCCCAAAUCACCACCUAAUUACUCUCACAACAACAGGCCCUAUUGAAGUUUUCGAAAAACUGGUUCUCAAAGAUUUCGAUAAAAUUAAACACAAUAAGUAUGACCAUCAAAACCUCACUCAGAAAGAAUGGAAAGCGUUAAAAGAACUUCAAAAAGAUGACGAAAUCGUCAUAAAACCCGCCGAUAAAGGUGGGGGUUUAGUUAUUUUAUCUAAGUCCAUGUACAUAAAAGAAGCCUAUCGUCAGCUUAAUGACGUUGAGACAUCCAUAAAUUCAUUCGAAAAACUUUGCCUAAAGAAACAUUUUAAAAAAUUCCCUACCAAUGAAUUAAGAGAUACCAACAGUGACAAUUUUAUACACACAAAUCUGAAAGACAAAUCCCAUUUUUUUCCCAAAAAUCACAUUAGUGGCGAAAUGAAGGUUUUUGAGAAAUUGGUUACUAAUGAUGUGAGACAAAUAUCUAAAAAGAAAAGAAAUAACCUAAAUUAUUCCCAAACUAAAGCUUUGAGAGAUCUUCAACAAGAUCAUAAUAUCGUUAUUAAGCCAGCAGACAAGGGUGGGGGCAUCGUUGUGCUGAAUGUUGCGGAUUACAUGGAGGAAGUAUACAGACAGCUCAACGAUGCCUCCACCUAUACCAAACUUAAAGUGGAUCCUACUCCAGAAAUAAGAAAGAAAUAUACAUCAUUAUUAAGUAAGGGUAUGGAAGAUGGAAUUCUCAACAAGCAGGAAUAUAAAUAUCUAAAUGUCUCGACGACUACCGAUCUCUUGAAUUGGAAGACCCACAAUUCCUCGUACACUGAGAAACCACAAGCUAUGACCGAUCUGUUCACCUCGAUAGUUCAGACACAUAACCCGACAUGGGCUGAUUGCCAGCAGUUAUUAAUGACUUUGUUCAAUAAUGAGGAAAGGACAAGGAUUAAUCAAGCGGCCAUUAAAGCGCUAGAGGAUAGAGCCCGUGCUUUGAAUCAAGCCAAUGCAGCAGCAUGGGCCGCAACACAUUAUCCUAACACCGAUCCCGACUGGAAUGUAAAUGGCGCAGAUAUGGUUCAACUCAGAGCCUAUAGAGACGCUAUAAUUGCUGGCAUGAAAGCCGGAGGGAAGAAAGCCAUUAAUAUGUCGAAGACAGUUGAGGUGAUUCAGAAAAGUGAUGAAGCGCCCAGUGUCUUUUAUGACCGAUUAUUGGAGGCAUACCGCUUGUAUACCCCCUUUUAUAUGCCUGAAUGUCCAGUCCAAUUGCUGGGACGUGAUAUGCUAUCUAAAUUACAAGCGCAGAUUACGUUCCUACCAAAUGGAACAACAUCCUUAAAGUUUAAUGGACCUUCAGGUAUUAUGACAUUAUCCGUACCAAAGGAAGAAGAGUGGCGACUUUAUACAGCGUUGAUUAGCCAAAACCCUAGGAGUGAUGAGUCCUUAUUCAACAUACCAGGAGUUUGGGCAGAGAACAACCCACCAGGACUGGCCCGCAAUAUUCCACCUAUUAAAAUCGAACUAAAACUUGGGGUUUAUCCAGUGAGCCUCAGACAAUAUCACAUCCCGCAGAAGGCUAAGAAGAACAUCCAAUCUUAUCUGGAUAAGUUCAUACGGUAUGGUAUCCUAAAAUUCUGUACUUCCCCCUGGAACACCCCAUUGCUGCCUGUUCAAAAGCCCGGUACAGAUGAGUAUCGACCUGUGCAGGACUUGAGAGCAGUCAAUGAUGCGGUUGUUAGUAUACAUCCAGUUGUACCCAAUCCAUAUAACCUGCUUGCUUUAAUUCCGCGCGGGGCUACCUAUUUUACAGUCUUAGACCUCAAAGAUGCCUUCUUUUGCCUCCGAAUUGCCGCAGAAAGUCAAUGUAUCUUCGCUUUCCAAUGGGAAAACGCUGUAACGGGCUCAAAACGCCAAAUGACCUGGACAAGACUGCCCCAAGGGUUUAAAAAUUCACCUACCCUAUUUGGUUCAGCUCUAAGUCAAGAUCUACUGGAUUUCGAGUCUAUCCCAGGAGAGUGCGUAUUGUUACAAUAUGUAGAUGACUUGUUGAUAGCAGCAGUUACAAAGGAAAUAUGUCAGCAAGUAACGCACGAUCUACUACACAUUCUCUGGAAGGCAGGAUACAAGGUGUCUAGAAAGAAGGCUCAGUUGUGUUUGCCAACUGUCAAAUAUCUGGGAUUCCAUAUCUCUGAAGGUCAAAGAAUUAUGGGGCCAGAGAGAAAAGAAGCUGUGUGCCAAAUACCGAUAACCAAGAAUAGAAGACAAGUGCGAGAAUUCUUGGGGGCAGCAGGCUUCUGUAGGAUAUGGAUUCCCAGCUACGCGAUACUGGCAAAACCUCUGUAUGCAGCUAUCAAAGGUACAGAGCACGACCCCUUCUUAUGGACUCAAGAACAGCAAACGGCAUUUGAAGAUGUGAAGAAGGCUUUGAUGAGUGCCCCAGCAUUAGGUCUACCUGAUCACACACGACCAUUCUACCUGUAUGUACAUGAGCAAAGAAGAAUGGCUGUGGGAGUAUUGACACAGUACUUGGGAUCAUGGCAAAGACCUGUUGCAUAUAUGUCUAAGCAACUGGAUGCAGUGGCCAGCGGACUUCCACCUUGUCUAAGAGCAGUAGCUGCAGCCGCCCUGCUAGUAGCUGAAGCCGAUAAACUCACUCUGGGUCAAGAACUUUAUGUACGAGUCCCACAUGCAGUACAGACGUUGUUGGAUUACAAAGGAAAUCAUUGGUUUAGUAACAGCCGUAUGACCAAGUAUCAAGCAAUGUUGUGUGAAAACCCAAGAGUGCAUUUAGAGACUGUAAACACCUUAAAUCCAGCUACCCUUUUGCCACAACCUACUGAAAGUCAACAUGAUUGUUUGGAAGUAAUGGAUGAAGUAUUUUCAAGUAGACCAGAUCUUCGUGAUGUUCCCAUCCAGAACCCCGAUGUUCAAUAUUACACCGACGGCAGUAGUUAUGUGAAAGAAGGGAUCCGCUAUGCAGGAUAUGCAGUAACAACAAUAGACAAGGUGAUAGAAGCUCGGCCACUGGCGAAAGGAACAUCAGCACAAAAGGCAGAAUUGAUAGCACUGACACGAGCGUUACAAUUGGCUGAAGGUUUAAGAGUGAACAUCUACACGGACUCCAAGUAUGCGUUUUUAACCACUCAUGCCCACGGAGCUUUGUAUAAAGAAAGAGGACUAUUGAAUUCAGAAGGCAAAGAAAUCAAGUAUGCAGCUGAAAUCCUACAACUAUUGGAAGCAGUGUGGGAGCCGAAAGAAGUCGGUAUCAUACAUUGUCGAGCGCAUCUGAGAGGAGAUGGUGAUGUAACCAAAGGAAAUCGGAUGGAUAAUCUGAUAUUGGGGCUAUACUUUGAACUGAAACCUUAUUGGGAAAACUCUGCAAAUCUCUUUCCUUGGCCUCCCAAUGCUCAUCUGACCUCACAGUGCUGCUCUGACAUCACUAUGCUCCUCUUAGCUGACAGUGCUGCUACUGCUCCACUUAGUCAUUGCACUGCAUAG
Pelobates fuscus (common spadefoot toad) is the source of this 3873-nucleotide messenger RNA. RefSeq lists its product as uncharacterized. The record is from RefSeq and is a predicted model, not a curated record. Gene Ontology annotation, biological process: proteolysis; virion assembly. The coding region runs from base 1 to 3873 and encodes 1290 amino acids. Lineage: Eukaryota; Metazoa; Chordata; Amphibia; Anura; Pelobatidae. The transcript is spliced from 7 exons. Gene Ontology annotation, molecular function: aspartic-type endopeptidase activity; nucleic acid binding; RNA-DNA hybrid ribonuclease activity.